Messenger RNA from Populus nigra (black poplar), 1308 nucleotides. Its product is annotated as cyclin-dependent protein kinase inhibitor SMR3-like. NCBI's taxonomy places the organism in Eukaryota, Viridiplantae, Streptophyta, Magnoliopsida, Malpighiales, Salicaceae. The transcript has a single exon. The coding region runs from base 490 to 999 and encodes 169 amino acids. Gene Ontology annotation, biological process: regulation of DNA endoreduplication. The record is from RefSeq and is a predicted model, not a curated record.
AGUUGAUGUCAAUGCCUGGAUCUAUAUAUGUGGCUGACCCGAUAAAGACUGAAAAAGACGCCAUUGUCAAGCUCAGCUCCCUCAUUUUUAAAGCGAGAAAGCGAGGGACUUUUUUUUUUUGAUAGAGAGAGUGAGUUUAUGUCAAUGCCUGGAUCUAUAUAUGUGGCAUCGGAUCCUUCGCCCAAGUGUGUUUCUAAGUUUCCUACAUUCUCUCUCUCCUCCCCCUUCAAGAACAUUUCCAUAGCUAAAAUCCAAACAAGCUCAUAGACAUUAACUAAAGGUGGCCAUUUUAUAUGGUUGUAUUCUGAGCCACUACUACGUACUACUGCACUCUAGCCAUAAACGUUUUGUGGUUGUCCUUGCUUGCUUGUUCUUGUUUCAUUCUUUUCCCUUUCCCCUGCUAGCUUGCUAGGUUUCUCAAAAUCUAGCUCUACAUUUCAACUGUGUUUGUCCUUUGUUUGCUUUAUUAAUCAAGAGAGAUCUUUUGUCAUGUUCUCGGAAUUGAAAUCAUUUUCGUUAAUGGGGUUGUCCAACCCUGAGAUGUUUUUCUCUGAGAAAGAUCUGAAUCCCAUGGAAUUCAAUUUCCUUGUGAGAUCUGCAUUAGAACUUGGAGAUGACUGUGAAAUUGUACCCCAAGAUCUUCAUCAGGAAAAAGAAGUUGAAGAAGAAGAAAAGCAAGAAGACGAAUGCGAGAUAUCGGUGCCUACUUUGAAGAUAAAACUGCCGUCUGUAGAAGCAUUCCAAAUUGAAGAUGAUAAAGAUGACGAUGAUGAUGGGUUCAAGACUCCAACUUCUUUGGAUCGCAAAAUUCCUGUCAUUUUUCAAUGUCCGCCCGCACCCAGAAAACCUAAAUCACUCCCAUCAGCCAAACGAAAAUCACCUCAACGGAGAGUCUUACUUGAUCUGUCCAAUGAGAUCGAAUCCUUGUUUCCUCCAGCUCUUGCUGGGGAUCUUGGUGGCAAGAUUAAGAAAGUUAGACAAGGCAAUGACACCAAAUAAAUAAGAGGUUCUAUAUAUAAUUAUGUACUUUCGUGAAGUAAAAUUUAUAGUUACAUUUUUCUUAAUCUUAUCUCUCUCUUUUUUUUUUUUUACUAAAUUUUCUUUGACUAGCAAAACCAUAUCCAGGAACCUAAUAUCAUCAACGCUGUAUCUCAGAUUCAUAUCAUUUCUUUCUUUACAAGGCAGGUUCAUGUUUCAUCUCUUUCAACCCCUCUUUCUUGGUUCUUGCAUAGGCAUGGAUUCUGAAAUCUGUAACUCGUUGUGUGCAAAAGAUUAAUGUCAAAUGAUCGCUUAUGACCGAUCUACUCA